AAUAUGGCUUAUCAACCUUUAAUACCAAACGAGAACCCUCAAAGAGCACCGGAGAGUGACGAAGAGGUAGAGGGGGCUGCAGCGAAUGUCCCCGCUCCCAGACUCAACGCAGGCUUCCUCCGAGUGAAUGUACCCCCGCCCGAGACGACCCAGCCCCCCAAACAACAACCCCCAGCUCAAUCCCAUCCUGUAGCACAAUCAGGCGCUGCUCCCAAUACCAACCAGGCUCCAGGCGUUCAACCGGUAGCGGCUCCCAUGCCGGGAUACCAGUACGUGCAAGUUCCAGUAUAUAACGUGUGGACAGAUCCCAAUGUGGUCGGUCAGCUGGCAGUGGUGGUUGAGAGAGCGAACCUUGUGAAGAACUAUGGACUGACGAACAUGAAUCCCUACUGCAGAAUGAGAGUGGGCCAUAACAUGUCCAACACUAGGAUAGCGGAAGGUGCCGGCAAGAAGCCAGCGUGGAACCAGCGACUGGCUCUUCCGCUCACAAAGGGAAUUGACAUGAUCUAUAUGGAGGUGUUCGACUCUUGCGUCCUCUCUUCAGAUCAGAUGGUGGCUUGGGCUUGCAUCCCUAUCUCAGAAGAGUUGAUUUUGACAGGUGGAGACAAUGGUUCCAAAUCACAUACGCUGUCGGGAAAACAAGGAGCAGACCUGGAGGGAACCAUACAAAUUCGCAUGUCACUAACUUUGUCGAAGGACAUGGCCAAAAUGGGAGCAAACCAGCCACCUUUUACGAUGAUGAUGCCUCCAGUUGGUAUGUACCCCGCACCUUAUGGCCCAUACGGAUGUCCUCCGAUGUACCCUCCUUACGCUGCUACUCCCCACUUGGCGAUGAAUCAGUACUCAUAUGCGAUGCCUGCAAACACAAAUGUACACAUACAACGCACUAACUAUCCUCAGAAUCCUUCAUUAAACCAACAGCCGCAGCGGUUUCAACCCAUGCCACUAGAAGUGAGCGAAGCGGAUGUGAUUUCUCUGAAGGAAACAUUUCCAGAAAUGGACCGUGAAGUAAUCAAAGGGGUGCUAGAAAAUGCGGGCGGGAACAGAGACAGGGCCGCAGACCUGUUGCUGCAAAUGGGCUAACAUGGAAUGCAAUUUUGAGAUCAUAUCACAAAUUAUGAGCCGUUUUCGGAAAGCUGAACAGAAUUGGACUGGGGACUUGAGUUUAUCUUGCAGUUGAACUAUUAAUCGGAUACUUCGUGCACGAUAAAUUAAGAAAAAUGAUCUAUCAACCAAUAACAAGAAGUCUUAGGUUAGCUUCACCAUGUCUAUGUAAGAUGAGUUCUCCAAAAGGGUGUUUAUGUUUGAGCAGGUUUAUGUUUUGUCUAAAGAUUUUGCCGGUGUCUUGGUCUAAAAAGCCUUUAUAAGACCUGGUCGACAGCUUUAAUUCCAUCUGAUUUUGACUCGUGACUGUUUUAUUUGUUUCCGCUAUAGUUUUAGAUCAAAAUGUAAAUAAAUAACCCGCUCAGUAGCAUUUUAUGCAAAUGUCGUUUAAAAAUUCUAUUUUAUCCAAAUUUUGUUUAAAUUAAA
Molecule: messenger RNA, 1530 nt
Organism: Symsagittifera roscoffensis
Lineage: Eukaryota; Metazoa; Xenacoelomorpha; Acoela; Convolutidae
Product: toll-interacting protein B-like
Exons: 4
Coding region: 4-1083 (359 amino acids)
Biological process (GO): ubiquitin-dependent protein catabolic process
Cellular component (GO): cytoplasm
Molecular function (GO): ubiquitin binding; ubiquitin conjugating enzyme binding
Source: RefSeq, a predicted model, not a curated record